GCGCAGUAGCCCGCCCCCCGAGCAGUUUUGUGUCGCCGCUGUCUGGCUCCUCCCCGAACACUCGUAUCCAUUGCUCGCAACAUGAGUCAGAAGGAGGAUGUGGUCAUUGUAUCUGCUGCUAGAACCCCGAUUGGUUCCUUCAAUGGCAAUUUAUCUAGUCUGACUGCCCAUGGCCUGGCUUCGGUGGUGAUAAAAGAAGUCCUGAAGAGAGCAAGUAUCAAACCAGAAGACGUGUCUGAAGUAAUUUUAGGGCAGGUUUUAACCGCAGGCCAAGGACAGAAUCCUGCCCGUCAGGCUAGUGUCAGUGCAGGAAUCCCAUAUCUGGUGCCAGCAUGGAGUUGUCAGAUGAUUUGCGGCUCUGGGCUGAAAGCGGUGUGUCUCGCAACACAGGCCAUCAUAACAGGCAGCUCCAACAUUGUGGUAGCAGGCGGCAUGGAGAGCAUGAGUAAGACUCCACACGUGGCAUUGAUGAGAACUGGAGUCAAAAUGGGUGAUGUAUCGCUUCAGGAUGGCAUUCUUUGUGAUGGUCUGAUGGAUGCGUUUCAUUGUUACCACAUGGGAAUAACAGCCGAGAAUGUGGCCAAGAAAUGGAGCGUUAGUCGGGAAGAACAGGACAAAUUUGCUAUACAGUCCCAGAAAAGAACUGAGGUGGCACAAAAAGCGGGAUUUUUUGAGAAGGAAAUUGUCCCUGUAUCUGUCCCAUCUAGAAAAGGCUCUAUUGAAGUAUUAACUGAUGAAUUUCCCCGUCAUGGGAGCAGUUAUGAAGCAAUGUCAAAACUGAAGCCGUGUUUUUUAAGUGAUGGGACAGGCAGCGUCACCGCUGCUAAUGCAUCAGGUAUUAAUGAUGGGGCUGCAGCUGUAAUUCUGAUGAAGAAAUCAGAAGCUCUUAAAAGAAAUCUGACACCUUUGGCACGCGUGGUGUCCUGGGCACAGGCUGGAUUGGAUCCUGCUGUUAUGGGUGUUGGCCCUAUUCCAGCAAUAAAGAAAGCGGUGGAGAAGGCUGGCUGGACACUAGAUGAAGUUGACCUGUUUGAAAUUAAUGAAGCUUUCGCAGCACAAUCAGUUGCUGUUGUCAAGGAGCUGGGUUUAAACCCAGAAAAGGUAAACAUCCAAGGUGGUGCUAUUGCUUUAGGUCACCCCUUGGGAAUGUCUGGGUGCCGCAUCCUGAUCACACUUCUCUACGCUUUGGAGAGAACUGGAGGAAAACAAGGGAUAGCUGCUUUGUGUAUUGGUGGUGGCAUGGGAAUAGCAAUGUGUGUUGAAAGGCAGUGAAUCAGACUUGUGCUUUGAUUGCAACAAACCCUACACUCAUGCCACUAGAUAAAAGUGAGCAAGCAUUUCAUACAACCGCUUUACCCUAACAAAAUUAAAAGAUGAUUGCAGACUGUU
This is a messenger RNA of Carcharodon carcharias (great white shark), 1389 nucleotides long. RefSeq names its product acetyl-CoA acetyltransferase 2 (gene acat2). Gene Ontology annotation, molecular function: acetyl-CoA C-acetyltransferase activity. Gene Ontology annotation, biological process: fatty acid beta-oxidation. The transcript has 9 exons. NCBI's taxonomy places the organism in Eukaryota, Metazoa, Chordata, Chondrichthyes, Lamniformes, Lamnidae. The coding region runs from base 82 to 1272 and encodes 396 amino acids. The record is from RefSeq and is a predicted model, not a curated record.